AUGGUGGCUUGGUGUUUGUGGCAGAGAAGGAAUAGACUGAGAGAGCAUCAACAUACAUGGCAAUUGCAUGAGAUUGGCAAUAAAGCUAAGGAGUUGGUUCAGGAAUUUUGGGAUGUCCAUCACAAGGAGCCGCAAGUUCUUGAUCAACAGCCACAUGUUCGCUGGUCUCUUCCACCUGUUAUAAGUUACAAAGCUAACUUUGAUGCAGCACUAUUUGAAGGCACAAACCAAGUUGGGAUAGGAGUGGUGUUUAGGGAUCAUGCAAGAAAUGUUAUGGCUGCCUUGAGUCAGAGAGUGGAUUCGAUCAAGUUGGUGGAGGUGGCUAAAUCUCUAACAGCCAGAAGAGCUGUGGUGUUUGCGAGGGAACUGAGCUUGUUUGAAGUCAUAAUCGAAGGGGAUUAUCUUUGUCUUAUACAGGCCUUGCAGGGUUCGGGACGAUGCAAUACUUUAUUUGGUCAUAUCACAAAUGAGACUAAGAGGCUAGGGGGUCUGUUGAGGCAUUGUCAUUUUCAGCAUGUACAGCAGGAAGGGAAUAGGUUAGCUCACGGCCUAGCUAGAAGAGCAGUUUUAGCAGUAGACACUGAUGUUUGGGUAGAGGAUUUACCUAGUGAUUUGGAUGAUGUAUUCCAGACGGAUUUGCCUUAA
Quercus lobata is the source of this 645-nucleotide messenger RNA. RefSeq lists its product as uncharacterized. The transcript has a single exon. The coding region runs from base 1 to 645 and encodes 214 amino acids. The record is from RefSeq and is a predicted model, not a curated record. NCBI's taxonomy places the organism in Eukaryota, Viridiplantae, Streptophyta, Magnoliopsida, Fagales, Fagaceae. Gene Ontology annotation, molecular function: nucleic acid binding; RNA-DNA hybrid ribonuclease activity.